Molecule: messenger RNA, 678 nt
Organism: Plasmodium falciparum 3D7
Lineage: Eukaryota; Apicomplexa; Aconoidasida; Haemosporida; Plasmodiidae
Source: RefSeq, a predicted model, not a curated record
AUGGGUUAUUCAAAUAAUAAAUUUAAUAUUUUUACAUUAUGGAAUAAUAUUAUUUUGUAUUUCAUUCUUAUAGUUACAUUUACCUUUUAUAACAAGGAUUUGUUUAAUAAGUAUAAUGGUGAAAAAUCAAACAUAGGGGCUUCAUUUAAUUUUGGAAAUAAUAGAUCAUUAGCAGAAUAUUAUAACAACAAAGAUGGGUACAAUGUAUUAAGAGUAAAUUUGGAUCACAAAAAUCUUAAAGAUGUCUUAGGGAAUAUGCAUCCUGAAAUAAAAAUGGUAGAAGUUGAUUCAGAAAGUGUAUGCCCAGGUACAAAUGAAGUUAAUUUAAAGGUUGUUACGAAUAUACCACCAGAUAUGAUUAAAGUAAAUGCAACAAGUGAAAAUAUGUCAGUAGGACAAUGGGAUUAUAUUAUGCAAUAUUAUGGUCAAUCAACACCUAAGGAAGUAUCUAAAUUAGAUUCGGAAGUAAAAGACAAAAUAGAAAAGAAAAUUAAAAAGAAGAAAAGAAAAACACCUUUAAUAAGAUAUAUUGCAGAACUUGUAGGUUAUGGUAUUAUUUUCAUUCCUGGUUUUCCUGUUCUUGUUGGUAUAGUAAGUGUUGGAUUCUGUAUAUUGAUCUUUAUGGGUAAAAAAUCUGCAAAAAAUUAUUUUAGUACAAUUAAGAAAUGGCUUUUUUAA